This is a messenger RNA of Annulohypoxylon maeteangense, 738 nucleotides long. RefSeq lists its product as uncharacterized. Bases 1 to 738 code for a protein of 245 amino acids. Lineage: Eukaryota; Fungi; Ascomycota; Sordariomycetes; Xylariales; Hypoxylaceae. Gene Ontology annotation, molecular function: protein binding. The transcript has a single exon. The record is from RefSeq and is a predicted model, not a curated record.
AUGGCUGUACCUAAUCUAUCAAUGCCAUCCUUCGAACUCACACGAGCUGAGAGAAUCCAGAAUGAGGAACACGUGAACAACCUCGUUCAUCAUAGCAUAAAGCUACUCAAUAGAUAUAAGAAGAAAUCCUCUAUGUUCGACCUGAUUGACGCUUCCGUUGCAAUCGAAGAUGCAAUAGCUAUAGCCAGGGACCCGGGUGCAUGUGAGUCUCCCCCUCUCGCGAAAUGCUACCUCAACCAGGGACACAUUCUAAAGGCCAUGGAACAAUAUCCAGAAGCUCGCAUCGCAUAUCUACGAGCAGCAAGCAUACCCUCACAUAACCCCAUAGACCGCGCCGUUUCGCAAAAGGCUGCUAACUGGGUGGCGCAAAUGGACCAAAAAAUUCGGGAUGCAAAGAGGAAAGGGGGCAUAUGGCCAGAUAUCUACCGACAGACCACCUCGAGUACGGAUCCAGGCCAGUGUCCCAGCGAACUCCUCACAGAAAAUCUCAGAAAUAUCGACAUUUAUCGCACUCAACCCUUACUCAAAGAAGUGGGUGUAAGAAAGCCCAGUAUCGAAAAAUCCCAACAUCACAACUUGCAACGAUUGCAAGACCUAAUUCGAAGCAGCGAGCGACGGAUGACGGAAAUGGUAUCUACCCCUGGUCUUGACCAUCGAGGUAUGCUUUUCCCAACCUCCCCUCUUAGAUCGUUUAAAGAGCACCUUGCGAUGAGACAUGCUGCGACGAAGAAACCUUAG